Chironomus riparius is the source of this 1812-nucleotide messenger RNA. Lineage: Eukaryota; Metazoa; Arthropoda; Insecta; Diptera; Chironomidae. The record is from the annotation of a GenBank genome assembly.
UGCAGUUAUAAGACGUGCUUCCAAAAUGUUUCGGUAUUUAAUUUUAUUAGUGAUUUUGUGCGUCAAUAAUGUUUUGAGCUUUCCACAAGGAGCGACUACUGGAACUUGCAAUGCUAUGGUCCCGGUCCAUCAGUCUAAUGUCCCACAAUCAGGAAAUCCUCCAAUAACUUUGAUUGUUCCGGAUCAAAUAACUGCAGGCUCACAAAUUUCUGUCAUAAUCAGAGCGAAUCCAGGUCAAGGCUUUGCUGGGUAUAAAAUUUUGGCAAGAGAUCAAGCAAACAAUUUUAUUGGAAGAUUUGUAGAGACUGAUGGCGUCGGCUUGCUGAAUUGUGGUCAACUUCAAGGUUCUGCUGCAACACAUACAAACGCGAUUGUAAAAACAGAAGUCGUACUUACGUGGGAAGCACCUCAGACAUCAGAAAUCACAUCGAUAACUUUUUUCGUCACGAUUGUUCAGACAUUCGCAGUGUUUUGGGUGAAUUAUCAAACUUCGUCGAUAAUAGUGCCAAGCUAUGACGUUUAUCAAGGUUGUGGUGUCACAAAAGCUUGUUUCGGAAUUCCGUCUUUUUGUGUACCAAACAGAAGUUGUGAAAUGCUUAGUGCUGUGACGUAUGACAAUCCUAAUUUUACAUUUGAACUGUUAUCGACUGCUAAUCACAAUUACGUUGCAAUGGGCUUAUCAAAUUCACAAAGUAUGGGUGACUCAUCCGUAAUAGAAUGUGUGAGGCUUCAGGCAGGUAUAACAUCAUUUAAAUCAUGGACUAUUGGAAUUUCUGGAGCACAAAGAUUAGGCACAGAUGCAAACAUCAUUGACUUUGUUGAAGGUUGGGAUGUGGAUGGGAGGAUAUACUGCAAAGUUCAAAGAAUUCCUGAAAGUGUCGUUAGUGGCGUUUCUUUUGAUCUCGUAAACAACAAUUUCUAUUUACUGUUAGCAGGGGGAAUGGCUGUUGGUCCAAAUAGUGUUGGAAUGCAUUCAAAUGAAGGAACUUCCCAUGCUCGAAUAUUAUUGACAGAACCACAGAUUGUAGAUGUUGAAACGGCAAAGAAUCCAUUAAAAUUGACUCAUGGAGCACUGAUGAUUAUUUCAUGGAUAGGUUUGAGUUCUAUUGGAAUUGUCAUUGCUCGAUACUUUAAAAAAUCGUGGCCUGAUUCAAAAUUAUGUGGAAAGGAUUUGUGGUUCUUCUGGCAUAUGCUAUGUAUGGCACUUACCUUUGUACUGACUAUUGCUGGCUUCAUAACAAUUUUUGUAUACACCGGCGAAUGGAGAACAUCAGCACACGCAAUUAUGGGUUGUAUUGUGCUUGUAUUUACAGUUAUUCAGCCAAUUGGAGCUCUAUUUCGCCCGGAUCCAAAUGAUGUUGCUCGUCCAUUAUUCAACUGGUUUCAUAAAGCAUUUGGAACUAUAACUCAUUUAUUAGCUGUAAUUACGAUAUUCUUUGCUGUUAGAUUUCCAAGAGUUGGAUUACCGCACUACACGCUCUACAUUUUGGCAUCAUUUGUAGCAUUUUAUCUCCUCAUGCACAUAAUUUUCAUGACGAUAAACAUUUGUGGUCAAAUGAAGCGAAACAAAACUUCAAAUAGCAGUUCCUCGAAAAAGUUGCCUUAUCAAGUUCUACAAAAAACACUUUUGGGACUUUUCAUCACAGUGAUUAUUGUUUUUGUUGUCAUACUGUGUGUCGUAUUUAUGUUGGAUUUUGAUUGAUUGACUAGCUCUCUAAAUUCUAGACAAUUUUAACAGAUUUUUAGUGGAAUGUGGAUUUUUUGGCAAUGAAAUGUUAUUUAUUUUGGAAUGAUUUGUAAUUUAGAUGCAGG